Talaromyces rugulosus is the source of this 1431-nucleotide messenger RNA. RefSeq lists its product as uncharacterized. Gene Ontology annotation, molecular function: translation initiation factor activity. The transcript is spliced from 2 exons. Gene Ontology annotation, cellular component: eukaryotic translation initiation factor 3 complex; cytoplasm. NCBI's taxonomy places the organism in Eukaryota, Fungi, Ascomycota, Eurotiomycetes, Eurotiales, Trichocomaceae. The record is from RefSeq and is a predicted model, not a curated record. Bases 1 to 1431 code for a protein of 476 amino acids. Gene Ontology annotation, biological process: translational initiation.
AUGUCGUACGAAGAGCGCUCCAAUGCGCGUCCUAACGUGAAUGACGACUCUGAUGCCGAGGAGGAGGCUUUGGUCAACGACUACAGAGAGCAGGUGCAUUUCGAAGAUGGAAUGAGCGACCUCGACCGCACCACUUCACUUGGUGGCGCGUCUCAGACACAAGAUCUUCAGGCACAGCUUACCGCUGCAGCCACCCCGCUCGAGUACCAGGCGACUUUGGAGACCAAGUUUGCCAGCUACGACAACUACUGCAGCCUGUUCCAUUAUAUCCUGAACUCUGAAGGCCCUGUUGAAUUGGAGGCUCCCUCGUACUAUUGGGCCUGGGAUGUCAUUGACGAGUUUAUUUAUCAAUUCGAGUCUUUCUGCCGCUACCGGAACCGCGUGGCGCGAAGCGGAUCUAACGAAGAGGAAGCUCAACUCCUCCGGGAAAACCCUAACACCUGGGGUUGCUACUCGGUCCUCAACGUGCUCUACUCCUUGAUCCAGCGGUCACAAAUAAACGAACAGCUUGCUGCCAUCAAACGGGGUGAGGAUCCGGCAGCCGUGGCGGGAGAAUACGGCUCACGCCCACUCUACAAGAUGCUGGGGUACUUCUCCAUUAUUGGACUAUUGCGAGUGCACUGCUUGUUGGGUGACUUCAGUCUCGCCUUGAAGACGCUGGAUGACAUCGAGAUGAACAAAAAGGCCAUGUUCGCUCGUGUCAUGGCUGCCCACUUCACCACCUACUACUACGUGGGUUUCUCAUACAUGAUGAUGCGCCGCUAUGCCGAUGCCAUUCGCAUGUUCAGCCACAUCCUCGUUUACGUAUCGAGGACAAAGAACUUCCAGAAGGGCAGCAGUCAGUACGACGCUAUCACGAAGAAGAACGACCAGAUGUAUGCCUUGAUCGCCAUCUGUGUUGCCUUCCACCCUACCCGUCUGGAUGACACCAUUCACACUGCUCUUCGCGAGAAGUACGGCGAGCAGUUCCAUCGCCUCCAGCGCGGUGGACCAGAGGCCCUGCCUCUGUUCGAGGAGCUGUUCCGCUCGGCCUGCCCCAAGUUCAUCAGCCCCACUCCUCCAGACUUUGACAACCCUUCGGUCAACAUCGACCCUGUUGAUCACCACACCGCCAUUUUCAUGGAUGAGGUGAAGAACACACUCUUCAACCCCACUGUCAAGUCUUAUCUGAAGCUCUACACCACUAUGGACUUGAGCAAACUCGCUGGCUUCCUUGACGUCGAGCCCGAGAAGUUGCGUGCAUGGCUUCUUGUUAACAAGCAGCGCAGUCGCCAGAUCCGCUGGGCUGAAGGUGGUCUUUUGGAAGGCGAGCCUAUCAGCGCCAGUGAUUUGGACUACGCCAUCGAAGGCGAGCUCAUCCACAUCAGCGAGGCCAAGGCUGGACGGAGACUUGUCGACUGGUACCUGCGCAACCUUGCUCGUACUUACUAA